UUUUCUGUGUACCACCGAGAUGGCUGAUUCUGACUCUGGGGAAAGAAGCUAUGACAACAUGCUGAAAAUGCUGUCAGACCUGAAUAAGGACUUGGAAAAGCUGUUGGAAGAGAUGGAGAAAAUCUCAGUGCAGGCAACCUGGAUGGCCUACGACAUGGUGGUGAUACGCACUAACCCCAUGCUGGCCGAGUCCAUGCGCCGGCUGGAGGAUGCCUUUCUUAACUGCAAGGAGGAGAUGGAAAAGAACUGGCAGGAGCUGCUCAAUGAGACCAAGCGCAAGCAGUAGGCCCCGCUGCCCCUGGGCCACUCAUCCCAGCUGCUAUGCCACCAUCUGCCUGUGUAGAGAAGCCACUGGGGGUGGAACCGGUGCCCAAAUAUACAGCUGUAUGCACUGUACUUGUUUCUCAAUAAACUUAUUUUCAAGCACAA
Messenger RNA from Otolemur garnettii (small-eared galago), 429 nucleotides. RefSeq names its product synaptonemal complex central element protein 3 (gene SYCE3). The transcript is spliced from 2 exons. The coding region runs from base 20 to 286 and encodes 88 amino acids. Gene Ontology annotation, biological process: reciprocal meiotic recombination; synaptonemal complex assembly; spermatogenesis. Gene Ontology annotation, cellular component: central element. NCBI's taxonomy places the organism in Eukaryota, Metazoa, Chordata, Mammalia, Primates, Galagidae. The record is from RefSeq and is a predicted model, not a curated record.